CUCAUGCUCCCCUGGCUGCUCUUGCUGCUCCCUCUCCAUGCUCUCGCUGGCAGUGAGCCGCUGCGUGGGGUCUCUCCGGACUUGAUUGCUCGCUAUGACCCCGCCCAGGCCUCAAGUGAUGUCUGGGAAUGUUUGGAUGGUUCAAAGACAAUCGACUGGUCCGCGGUGAACGACGACUUCUGCGACUGCGCGGAUGGUAGCGACGAACCUGGCACUAGCGCAUGUCCAAACUCGCGCUUCUACUGUGUGAACGAAGGGCACAUAGGCUCAUAUAUAUCCAGUACACGAGUGGGCGAUGGUCUCUGUGAACCUGAGUGCUGUGAUGGCUCGGACGAGGCUCCUGGGGUCUGCAAGAACGCGUGUAAAGAGAUCGGGCAGGCGUACCGGGAACGCGUCAGGGCAGAGCAGAAGCUUCGCAAGACUGGCUCCAAGAUCCGCUCGACAUACGUUGCGUUUGCCCAGAAGGAGAAGAAGCGCCUCGAACAGGAACUUGAACAGACCGAGCAGGAGAUCGCUGUCCGUGAGAAAGAGGUUGCGCGUCUCAAGGACCUUGUAGAGAGGACUGAGUCCCUUUCCGCCGCGGCGCUUGAGGAGAGGAAACAGUCGCCACUAUACCAGUCCCUCAUGACGCACGUCACUGCCCUGAAGUCUCUCCAACGCCAAUAUCAGAAACACCUUGAGCGGGAGCAGUCCCUCGGCGACAUUCUCGACAGCCUCCGUACCGGCUACAACCCCAACUACCAGGACAUGGCCGUUCUCGAAGCCGUUCGCGGCUGGGAACACCUCGCCGGUCUGCCGCACAUCAACGACGUCGGGAAGGACGACGAGAAUGCCGAGGAGGAGGGCUCCGACGAGGAAGCCAGCCAGGACGAGGAGGAAGAGAACGACGACGGCUUGUGGAGUGAGCUCCAGGUUGAGCACCAGGUCGACGAGCUCCUCAGGACGGACUACGACGCGCUGCUCAUCGAACACGACAAGCAUAUCGGCGCGCCCGCUUCCCCGACAUCCAUCCUCUACAACCUCUCUGCGUAUCUUCCGGAUGCGCUUGUCCCGCAGUACGAGGCUCUUCGCGACCAGUUCGUGUCUUGGCUGGAGUCUGUCGGACUUGUCAAGGCCACCCCCGACACUUCCGCUGAUGCGUCGCGUUUGCAGAAAGCUCUGAGCGACGCCGAGCACAGCCUGGGCCUGACCCGCAAGGAGAAGGAUGAGAAGGAGCGCGAUAUCAACCGUCUCUUCGACCCCUCGUGGUACGGCGCGGAAGGCGAAUGGAAGAAGCUGGACCGCACUUGCAUUAGCAAGGAAGUCGGCGACUACAUCUACGAAGUGUGUCUGUUUGACGAGGCCCGUCAAAAGCCGAUCAAGGGUGGAUCUACGUUCAGUCUCGGACACUUCGAGUCCUGGAACAACGCCGACGUCGAGAAGGGCUCGCCGGAAUACUACAGCAGGCAACGCUACACGAAGGGCGCCAAGUGCUGGAACGGCCCUCAGCGCAGCGUCACGCUCCUCAUGUCUUGCGGCACGGAGAACGCCGUCCUGUCCGUUGCCGAGGCCGAGAAGUGCGAGUAUGAGUUCAAGGUCACGUCACCGGCUUUGUGCUUGCCGCUCUCCUCUACCGAAGAGAAUAGCUAUGCUGCUGGGAGGGAGGAGCUCUAGCCUGUGAUACAGGGUUUGCAUUUACAUUGGAUUGUCUACAUAUUAUUAUUGCAGAUGCACUGAGCGGCG
Trametes versicolor FP-101664 SS1 is the source of this 1722-nucleotide messenger RNA. RefSeq names its product endoplasmic reticulum protein. Lineage: Eukaryota; Fungi; Basidiomycota; Agaricomycetes; Polyporales; Polyporaceae. Gene Ontology annotation, biological process: N-glycan processing. The coding region runs from base 4 to 1653 and encodes 549 amino acids. Gene Ontology annotation, cellular component: glucosidase II complex. The transcript has 11 exons. The record is from RefSeq and is a predicted model, not a curated record.